Molecule: messenger RNA, 3223 nt
Organism: Fukomys damarensis (Damara mole-rat)
Lineage: Eukaryota; Metazoa; Chordata; Mammalia; Rodentia; Bathyergidae
Gene: Scml1
Product: Scm polycomb group protein like 1
Exons: 7
Coding region: 697-1851 (384 amino acids)
Molecular function (GO): protein binding
Source: RefSeq, a predicted model, not a curated record
AGUAAUGAGUGUAACUGUACUAUAUACCUAAAAUGUACCAAUACACUCAAUAAAAAAAAGAAGUGGUUAGCAAUCAUGUUUUCUUGCUCAGUUGUUUCCAGCAUUUACUCAGUAGACUUUAAGUUGUAAAACAUUCAAUUCACAAUUUGGAACUUUAUCUAACUUUGUUUUUUAUUCCUAUUCACGGCCAAUGUAGCCCUUCAGCUUCUAAAAUCUUGUUUUAAUGCUGGGGAAUGUAGCUCCAUUGUAGAGCAUUUGCAAGGCUCUUGGUUUGAUCCCCAGUACCAAAAAGGAAAAAAAAAACAACAAAAAAAGACAUUCCGAAUUGCUCAUGGAAGGGAUGGGAUUGUAGCUCAGUAGUAUGUAGAUUGCUUGACUGGCCUACUAAGGCCACAUGUUUGGGUGUGAUCCCCAGUACCCAGUCCCCCCAAAAGUAAAUUGUUAAUGGGAGAAUUCUUAUUUUGUUACUCUCUAAAAUCAAACCAAAACUCCAAUUCAGUUUGAGGUGUCAUUGUGAAAGCAUAUCCAUAUUAAGGUUAUUUAGGUGGUAAGUGUGUGAAGUAACUCUUCUAUGUAUUGCUUUUCAGGAGUAGAAGGUUUGUCACUCUUAAGUGACUAAGCAGUCUCACAAAUAACCAGCAACUUUACAGAUAAUUAGGCUCAACUCAGAGCAAGUGGAAUUUCUCCUGGUGCACAAUGUGUACCAGCUCCAAUGAGGCUAAUAUUCGAACCUCCACUUGUGGUGGUGCUGGUGGUGAUCUUGGUGGUGAUCUUGGUGGUGAUCUUGGUGGUGCUGCUGGUGGUGACAGUGCUAGUCGUGGCAAUGGUGAAGAGAGCACUAUUCUUUAUGCCUUUCCAGAGGAUCCUCCAUAUCAGCAGGAACAUUUUCAACCAAACAUACCACAUAGUGCAGCAGCAGUGCUUCUAAGACCAUUUCUGGAGCUCAUUGGCCAUUGUCAGGUUAUAUAUGAUGCCAUUCAACAGAUAGAUAUGAAGUGUGCUGUUAUUGAAAGAAAGGUGGCAAAAAUUUACCGUGCACAAGGGAAACAGUGUUGGCACUCUACUAAUAAGCACAAAGAACAGGACGCGGAUUUUGAAAGAAGCGAAGAUGAGGAAAUGGAGGCACUGGAGCGUCUCAAUUCAUUUUCGCACUCUGAAAGUUACAGCCCAACUUCACCAGUUCGCAGACCAGAAAUUAAUUUUGAUGAAAACAUAAUAUCACCUUUUAACUAUGAAGAAUCAGAGGAAAUGAAGCAGGAAAUAGAGGAACCCCUGCUCCAGCAGGAGCCAUUCGAUGGUGGUUCACCAAUUCCUACCAACUGCACUGGCGAUGCUCACUGCACAUGCAUGAGAUGUGCUAGUACGCCUGGCAGCCCCAAGUUUCCUGGCAACCCCAGCAUGUUGUCUGCAGAAGUUUCCAUGAUGUCUCAUUCAGUUCCUCUGACCCGGAGAGAUACUUGCCUGAAACAUAGUUUGAACGAAAACAGCCUUUACGGGUGCUGGGAGAGUAAGCGUAUUAGAACACCUUUCCAAAACUCAACUGGUUUUGUUACAAGCUCUCCAAUUAUAUCUAAUUCUGAUGUUCUGAAACAAACCUUGCCUGAAGACCCUAUGCACUGGUCGGUGGAAGAUGUGAUCCUGUUUCUGAACCAUGCAGAUCUUCAGAUGUCAGACCUCCUCGCCUACCUCCUGAGGCAACAUGAAAUUGAUGGGAAAGCCCUUCUACUGCUCAAUAAUGAUAUGAUCAUAAAGUAUAUGGGUUUGAAGCUGGGGCCAUCUCUGAAGCUAUGCCACUGCAUCAAAAAGCUUAAAGAAGAAAAAUCCCUAAGUGCUUUCGGAAAUUCACAUUGAGCUUACCAAUUCAUUUUCUUGUUCUUAGGGUUUCUUUGGUAGAAGAUUCCUCUAAAAACGUUAUGUCCAGAAUUGCAAAAUUGUUAUACUUAAGUCUACUUCUUUAAAGGCCAUUUAACAUGUUAGCAGUAGCAUAUUCAAAUUGGAAGUUCAUUCCUUAUGUGUUAUUGUUCUUUUCUGUUGUAUAGUUUACGAAUACAUUUUAUGCAAAAAAAUAUUUCAAGCAGUAAAACAAAUAAAAACCAAAGCCAAAAUCUUUGAUUUGGGAGAGGAAAGACCAGGGACCGAAAACUUCUAUAAUUAAAUCCAUGAGAAUUUUACCUCAGGAGAGAGCUUAAAGUUAAAUCUAUAGCUGUCAUAUCUUUCUCAAAUAUUCUGAUACUGUAGUGUACUGUUUGUGUUCUAUGAAUUUCCAGAAAAGCAAUAGCCAUGUAAAUCAUUUACCUCUCUAUUACUUCUUUGUAUGUUUUAUUUGUUCAAAUAUAGUAGAGAAAAGCAUUUAUAAACCUUCAAAAAAUAUUCCUACUAGUUUUUAGAUAAAUUGUAGGAUAUAUAGAAGGAUCAUUUUAUGCAAGAAAUAUACUGCAAGAGUAGUUUGAAUGGAGUCUUAUUAUAAUUUGUUCAGAAAAAUACCUAUUAUUUUAAAGUUUCCAUAUUUUAGCUCAGUUGGACAUUCAAAUAAGAAUUCAUUGUUCACAUCUUUCUAAUAUGAUAUGUAUACCCCAGUUCUUAAAGUGUAUGUUUUUAUUGUAUAUGUUUAUUCCUCAUAUGGGUACUAUUUCAUAUUUAUAUUUCAUUCUAAAACAAGUGUGCACACAACUAAAUCUUUACUCUUUGAAUUUAACAUGGCACUUUGCACUGUUACAGAGAAAAUGAGGAACUUUUUCUUAGUGAGUUGUUUUCAUUCUUUAAAAAAUAUAUAUGCAUCCUUUGCCAGCCUGGUAGCUCUCAACUUACUCUUCAGGGAAUGAGAAACUAUCUCUAGACUGAUUUCCUUACAAGGUAGCUUUCUGCCCUAUAGUGUUACUAAUUAAUUUGCCUAGUUCUGAGCCAUUUAUCCUUUUAAACUUUGGAAGAUAUAUUAGUUCUAACUUAUUGUUUUGAGCUAUAUUUCAGAAUUUAAAAUUUUUAUGAGAAAUAUAUUAUUUUGUUGUUAUUUAUUAGUACAUUGUUUAACUUGUGGAACAAUACAAGCUAUGAAAACUUGCUACUAGUAUAAGCAAUAGAAUGUUCACCAGGUGCAAGAAAACAAAGUGUUUGUACAAAUGCAACUAUUUAUGAAAUACAUGUGUGGUUUAAAGGAUGACUUAAUCUAUGUUAUCCAUUAUAUAAAAUGAGACUAAAUUAAACAGGGUCUUCUUUCAAAUUGUUA